Molecule: messenger RNA, 2575 nt
Organism: Alosa alosa (allis shad)
Lineage: Eukaryota; Metazoa; Chordata; Actinopteri; Clupeiformes; Clupeidae
Product: aryl hydrocarbon receptor nuclear translocator-like protein 1
Exons: 17
Coding region: 349-2079 (576 amino acids)
Biological process (GO): regulation of transcription by RNA polymerase II; circadian rhythm
Cellular component (GO): cytoplasm; nucleus; aryl hydrocarbon receptor complex
Molecular function (GO): protein dimerization activity; DNA-binding transcription factor activity, RNA polymerase II-specific; RNA polymerase II cis-regulatory region sequence-specific DNA binding
Source: RefSeq, a predicted model, not a curated record
UAGUGGCACGGCAGUCAUUCCAGCGCAGAAGUAGGUCAUAUGCAAGUCGCGCUGAUUGCUCUUAUCCGUAUUGUGCGUAUAUGCACGCUUCUCCGAUCCCAGAGAAGAGGUGCUGACCAUAAUACUAUUAGGACCUUGAGAGACCACUGAGGACCACACAGAACCUGUGACAGAUCUGAAGAACCACGGAACCUGUGACAGAUCUAAAGAACCACGGAACCUGUGACGGGUCUAAAGAACCACACGGAACCUGUGACAGAUCUAAAGAACCACGGAACCUGUGACCGAUCUACAUAAUCACGUGGGACCUGCAAGAGAUUUACAGAACUGCUAGACUGAGAUGCACUCAUGAACAUCUGUGAGGAGCUGAUGGCUGACCAGAGGAUGGACAUUUCCUCCACCAUGAGUGACUUCAUGUCGCCAGGCAACGCUGACCUCAUCAGCAGUUCCAUAGGAACGACUGGCCUCGACUACAACCGUAAGAGGAAGAACAGCUCCUCAGACUACCAAUUUGAUGGCUUUUCUUUCGAUGACAGCAUGGAGACCGAUAAGGACAAGCAGCUGGGCAGUGCUGAUCAACAAGGUCGCAUCAAGCAUGCAAGGGAGGCCCAUAGCCAGAUUGAGAAGCGUCGGCAUGAUAAGAUGAACAGCUUCAUUGAUGAGCUGGCCUCCCUGGUGCCCACCUGUAACGCCAUGUCCCGCAAACUGGACAAGCUCACCGUGCUGCGCAUGGCGGUGCAGCACAUGAAGACCCUACGAGGUGCUGCUAACCCGUACACUGAGGCCAACUACAAGCCUGCAUUCCUGUCUGAUGAUGAGCUGAAGCAGCUCAUACUGAGGGUAGCGGAUUUGCUUUUCCUUCUUCGUUGUAGGUGCGAUCGGGAAGAUUCUUUGUCUUCAGAAUCUGUUUAUAAAAUUCUCAACUACAGCCAGAUUAACGAUCUGAUUGGCCAGAGCCUGUUUGACUACCUGCACCCUAAAGACAUCGCAAAGGUGAAGGAGCAGCUCUCCUCCUUCUUCGACACCGCCUCGAACGCCUCCAUCGAUGCCAAGAGACGAGACACUGGUCUCCCUGUGAGGACGGACGUGGCGCCCGGUCCAUCUCGUCUGUGUGCAGGUGCACGUCGCUCUUUCUUCUGCAGGAUGAAGUGCAACAGACCGCAGGUCAAGAUGGAGGACAAGGACUUCAACUCCACCUGCUCCAAGAAGAAAGCGGACCGUAAGAGCUUCUGCACGAUCCACAGCACGGGCUACCUGAAGAGCUGGCCGCCCACUAAGAUGGGCGUGGAGGAGGACGGUGAGGUGGACGGGGAGGGCUGCAACCUCAGCUGCCUGGUGGCCAUCGGGCCGCCGCAUUACCACAUCCUGCCGCCCCGCGACACACACACAUCCGCUGGGCUAAGCUCCACCGAGCACGCCCUCCGACACGCCAUCGACGGCAAGUUCGUCUUCGUUGACCAGAGGGCCACGGCCAUCCUGGCGUACCUUCCUCAGGAGCUGCUGGGCACGUCCUUCUACGAGUAUUUCCACCAGGACGACAUCCCACACCUGGCCGAGUGCCACCGGCAAGUGCUGCAGAUGAGGGAAAAGAUCAACUCCAACUGCUACAAGUUUAAGAUCAAAGACGGCUCCUUCAUCACACUGCGCAGUCGCUGGUUCAGCUUCAUGAACCCCUGGACCAAAGAGGUGGAAUACAUCGUCUCCACCAACACUGUCGUCUCGGUGAGCAUGGUGGAGGGAGGGGACCCCAGCUACCCCCAGCUAUCAGCCUCACCGCAGAGCAUGGACAGCAUGCUGACAUCAGGAGACGUGUUUUUUUCUCCACAGAUCCAGAAUGGCGGCUCUCCUGACAUCCAGUCUGCAGGUCUCUCUUCAGGGCCAGACUCCAUAGGAUACCCCUACUCCAACAACUCUCUACUGAGUGACAGCUCUCACGUGGGCAUUGACCUGAUGGACGAGCCGGGGUCCAGCAGCCCCAGCAACGACGAAGCGGCCAUGGCGGUCAUCAUGAGCCUGCUGGAAGCAGACGCAGGACUCGGAGGACCAGUGGACUUCAGCGACCUGCCCUGGCCGCUCUAAACACACACACGCACACACACACACACACACGGUGCUGAACACUGCAUUGCUGUGCUGUAUUGGACACGGACCUGAGAAGCAGUCAAGUCAGAAGAACCAGAGACAACUGAAGAAUCUGACUGAAGCAUCACCUCUCCCCUUUACACACACUAAAACACAUGCACAAUAAAACAUAUUCACAUAAACACACACACACACACAUUCACAGCAGAGGACACUUCUCCACACACACGCUAGAGUCAACAGGAAGAGGACCUUCUCUGUAGAGGUGACGGAUAGCCUCUCAGCAUCUUGUCCCUGGGCCAUUGGUGUUUCUAGAGUAACAUAGAGGCUGCAGGAACGCUAUGUAUGUGUGUGUAUGUGUGUGUGUGUGCCUAUGGGACCUGAUUUCCUGACUCUUGAAAUGUCUCCUGUUUCUUGCUGUGGAUGGUAAUAAAAAUGUAUUGUAUGGACAUUAGCAUAUUUUUUAAAUAAAAAAUAUUUUUUUCUCUUGGAA